AGCAGCAGGAAGUGUGUGCGCCGCAGACCCGGUGGGAUGCAACAAACCUACAAAUGGUGGAGCAGGAACCCGUCAUCAUGAACCAGGAAAGAACACACGAAGUGCCGUGUAGCCGGGACGCCGGCAAGCCUCCUUUCACCUACACCGAGCUGAUCGAGCAGGCCCUACUGGAGGAGGGUCAGCUCACCGUCUCAGGAAUCUACAGAUGGAUCACGAGUCAUUUCAGUUUCUACAAGUCGUGUGACGACCGAUGGAAGAACAGCGUGCGUCACAACCUCUCCAUGAACCCGUACUUCCGCAAGGGCUGCAAGGCCGGCAGCGGCGCCGGCCACCUGUGGACGCUCGCCGACGUCGACGGUCGUCGAGUGCGACGCAAUCAGACCGCCGCCAGGAUGGGGAGGCCGUCGGGACCGACACAGUGUGCCAACGGCGGUGGAGACAGGGAGAGCGGCGUGGCCGCAGACGCGACGGUACUGGAGCUGAAGCUGUGCGAGGACACACCGUCUCCGUCCCAGGAAAUCUGGCUGAGUUCCUCUCCACCGGAGGACGAGCAGAGACCGGACAGUCCUCCGGUGGCAGCCGACCCCGGCUUCGUCAUCCAGUACUGCACCUUCACACCCGAGGUGGCUGCCACGGUGGAGCUACCGCUGGAAGAAUCCGUCGGCUGUGAGCUGAACAAUAACACAGACAUCAGCUGCGGAGACGGGCCGAGAGAGACCCAGCUCUUCGCCCCACAGUUCAGGAACAGUCUCCUGCCCACGAAUAAUGUGUUCGGGGAGGCACCAAUCACCAGUUACUUGCGUGAUUACCACGACUCAAUCACCAUACCGGACAACCGCGCGUAG
Amphibalanus amphitrite is the source of this 845-nucleotide messenger RNA. Its product is annotated as fork head protein homolog 2-like. Lineage: Eukaryota; Metazoa; Arthropoda; Thecostraca; Balanomorpha; Balanidae. The coding region runs from base 54 to 845 and encodes 263 amino acids. The transcript has 6 exons. Gene Ontology annotation, molecular function: DNA-binding transcription factor activity; cis-regulatory region sequence-specific DNA binding. Gene Ontology annotation, cellular component: nucleus. Gene Ontology annotation, biological process: regulation of DNA-templated transcription. The record is from RefSeq and is a predicted model, not a curated record.